Molecule: messenger RNA, 3906 nt
Organism: Exaiptasia diaphana
Lineage: Eukaryota; Metazoa; Cnidaria; Anthozoa; Actiniaria; Aiptasiidae
Exons: 15
Coding region: 346-2994 (882 amino acids)
Source: RefSeq, a predicted model, not a curated record
GACAAAAUCCAAAGUCAUGAAUUUAAAGCUAACUUAAAUUUAUAUUUCUUAUCACAAUUCAGAAUUAAAAUUACUGACAACACGAAUGCAAUUUUUGAUUUUAGAACUAUACAAAAAAAGUUUGUUGAACUAUUAAGAUAUGUAUAGAUCGAAAUUGCAGCGCCGAAACACCUGCGUUGCAUUUAAAUAUCAAUAGCAAAUGUGACGUUUUAGAGUCAAUUUUUAUCUAUUUUUAUCAGUUACUCUGAAAGUCUGCUGUGUCGACGAAUUAUUUGGCGUAAAGAUAUGCUGUAAGCCAGAAUUUAUCUCAUCAGUACAAACGAAUCAAAGUUCUCAAGCAAAGUUAUGCAAAAAUUAUUGUUUGUGGUUCUGCUCAAGAGUGUGUUCACAAAUGGCGUUUCUGCAAAUGAAGAUUCCCCCGAGCCCGUGUUGUUUCUACCUCUCAAUAAACAAUACGGCACACGAGACAUCAGUAAGAGCAAUCUACCUACGACGGCUGUUGGUGUUAGCUUGUCUACUGGGCCAGAUGGUAAGCCAGGCGGGUCAUACCACUUUCCAGGAAGGUCGUCCAGUUAUAUUGACGUACCAAAAGACCCGGCGAUUGACACAAGGUAUUCCAUGACAGUUAGCGCGUGGUUAAUUCACACAGAUGGAGUUAAUGGUCCAGUCUUACAUUACGACACUCUACAGUCAUCCCAUUCUUGGGGAUUUCACAUAUACAUUACAGCUGGUAAAAAUAUUUUCUGUCGUCCAUCGCCAAGAGAUCACUCUGCCCUCCCUAUUGGUGUAUCGUACGAUCUGUCGCCAACAAACAGAUGGAGGUACUUUGCCUACACAUAUAACUACAACACCGGGAUCCAAAAGCUAUUUAUUGAUGGAGUAGAAGUUAGAAAAGUAAACAUUUCAAGCUUGGAGUUUGCUACUCAGUACAAGAUCAAACUAGGAGGACAGAAAAUGGGAGACGAUAGAUUCUUUAAAGGACGAAUUUCGUGUCUUCAAAUAUACAACAAAGCCUUAAGUGAAGACCAAAUCUUGAAAGCUAAAACAUUCUGCGAUAGAAAUGAAUUCCCCGAGCCCGUGCUCUUUCUACCCCUCAAUGAACAAUACGGUACACGAGACAUCAGUAAGAGCAAUCUACCAACGACGGCUGUUGGUGUUACCCUGUCUCCUGGACCAGAUGGCGAACCAAACGGGUCGUACUACUUUCAAGGAAGCUCGUCCAGUUACAUUGAAGUACCUCAAGACUCAAAMACUGACACCAGGUAUUCGAUGACGAUCAUUCUAUGGAUCUACGUUCAGGGGGGAAAUGGUCCAAUCGUGCAUUAUGAUACAUUAAGUACACAAUGGGCAUUUCGCCUUUACUCUUUAACAGGCGGAAAUGUUUUUGUUCGACAUAUAAACAGAAAUGGUUCACCUAGUCCUCCUUCUAUGAGGACAAAAAGUUUAAAACUAAACAGUUGGUGGUACGUUGCUCAUGCAUAUGACUAUAACACAGGUAUACAAAAGCUAUACGUGAACGGUGUAGAGAUCGAGAAUCAAGAUGUUGGCAAGAUAGAACUGAAAACACAGCACAAGAUCAAAAUAGGAGGCCACAAAUACGGACAAAGCAGUUUUUUUAAUGGAAGGAUUUCUUGUCUUCAAAUGUACAGCAAGGCCUUGAGUGAAGAUCAAAUAUUGACAGUACAACAAUUCUGUGAUAAAUCUGAUUUACCCGAGCCCGUGUUAUUUCUACCUCUCAACAAACAAUACGGUACGCGAGACAUCAGUAAGAGUAAUCUACCUACGACGGCUGUUGGUCUUACCUUGUCUCCUGGACCAGAUGGCAAACCAAACGGGUCAUACUACUUUCCAGGAAGCGAUAACAGUUAUAUUGAUGUACCGAAAGACUCAAAAACUGAUACCAGAUACACCAUGUCUUUUUUCACAUGGAUCUAUAACGAAGGGAGGUACGGCCCUGUCUUGAAUUACGAAACCGGAGGAUCGGCCUGGGGGCUCCAUAUCUAUACUCAAGUAUCUGACCCUCAAUCUAAGUUCUACGUCAGCUUUGUUACUCGCGACAAUUUGAACGAUAAUGGAAUCAUAAGGUUAGAAAAGCCGAUGGCUACAAACGCCUGGCAGUACGUUGGCUUUACCUAUGAUUUCGUCGCGGGCAUAGCACGGAUGUAUAUCGAUGGUAUAAUAGUUCAAAGUUCUGCAGCACCUAAAUUCGAGCUUAAUACUAAAUUUAAGAUAAGAGUCGGUGGCGUCAAGUAUGGGCAUGUAUCAACAUAUGCAUUCAAAGGACGUCUAUCUUGUGUUCAAAUUUACGACAAGGCAUUGACACAUGCACAAGUACUAGCCAGUCAGCGGCACUGUGCGAGAAAUACUCAGGAGUCAGAGAUUUGCAGUGCUUGUGUUGAUUAUAAAUCCAUCGACGACCCCACAAGAUUACCAAACGCAAAAAGUGCCAAGCCUUCUGACCGAGUAUCUCUCAGCCGUCGUACUCACUGGUAUCGACUGACGGGAAAAAGAAUAAGUACAUCUUGUCCCAAAUCAGGUUCUUGUGGAACCCAGACUCCUGGAUGGCUAAACGGUACAUAUCCGACGCUGGAAGAUGGGAUCAAAAAGAUGGAGUUAUGUUACCGUACUGCAGGCUCAAACUGCUGCGCGUCGAAAGUCAACGUACUCGUAAGACAGUGCUAUGGUUAUUAUGUAUUCAAGUUUGAGGAUUUUCCAGAUGACGGUCGUUUCUGUACCGAAGAAGAUACAAACACGUUUGAUGAUAUCAUGUUCUUGUCCACCUAUGAACGAUGCCUGACAGGUCACGUGUUUCAUAAUGAGACGGAUGUCACAGAUGUUUCAAGAUGCAUUGGUUAUUGCCUGAGUGCUGGAGAAAACUGCAAGUCUGUGAAUUUCAUCAAUGAAGAGAGUGGAAAAUGCCAGCUUAAUAAUGCAGUUAAAGGAGAAGGCGUUCUUCAUGUUGACUCAAAAUGCGAUUAUUAUGAGAAAGUUUAAUUCCAUCUAGAUGUCUUAAAUUCUUUAAACGUUUCAUUUUUUGACAACAACAGAUUAUCGAAAACUAGAUAUGAUUAUUCCUAAUGACAUCAAUUUAUUAUCAACAAUAUGAUGCUAUUAGAACUGGAAAUGAAUUCGAAAAUUUGACACUGCAUGCAUGAGCAAAUGAUGUCUUUAACAUAAAAUAAAGAUCGCAGGUCGUUCUCCCUUCUGACGCAGCAGAAUCUUGGAUUCUUAGCAUAGUUACACAUUCUCACCGCAUACUCAUUACCUCGCCAUAAAUGAGUUAAAGGAGAAAUUGCGACUGCGAGGCAAAGAGCAUGAAAGGAGAUGGUAGCCGACCCCCAGCGACGGUAGAUAUUAUUUCCGUCACCAGGGGAGGUGGGAGGGUCUCCAACGUUCUUCGUCUUGACCGGGAACGUGUUAGAAUGACCGUGCAAGGCGUGGAUGCCGAAUUUGUAUCCUCGUAUCGCAAUGCAUGCUAUCCCAGGUGAAUACACGAGAAAUGCAUAGUUUUUAUGACAAGCUAAUGAAUUAUGCAGAGAAAAUUUUGCAUGUAAUGAUAAACUUGACUUUUUUGUACUGAUUAACAAUGGUUUCAAUAAUUAUGAAUUGUUCUGGAGUAACUCAUUAUUAUUGUGUUGCCAUCUAACAAAACUCCAAAAACAAUAGACAUAUAUUUUGCAUGUGCCUUGAUCAGUAUUUAAAGUAACUCGCUGUUUCUGUAAUUCACACUGAGCAUAGUUAAUAGAGAGGACACCAGUCCUCUCUAUUAAUUAUGACACUGAGUGAUGUCACACCAUGAGUCACACCAUGUCUGCAAAAAAAAACCUAAAACGCGUUGUACUGGUUAAUAGACAUACUGUACCAAUAUCUUACACUUCUAAUUGAUCCUCAGUGCAAUAAAUGUAG